AUGAAGGUUCUAAUCGUGUUGCUGUCCCUUCUGGCUUUAGCUUCAUCGGCUCCCAUUGCUGAGCAAUUCAAAGAUGGUAUUGUCGAUGUUGAUGAGGUGCAGUCAAGCUCAGAGACUAGCAUCAUCAAGGCUGAUGAGCCAGUUCAUGAUUUAUCAUCCGAUGAAGAACCAACCACAAUUAUACCUAAAACUGCCACUAAUGUGAAUAACCAUACCUGGAGUUGUGGUGAACACAAUCCAUGUUAUGUCUCCUCUAAGAACUGUAUUGAAAAUUGCGCAUCUGGUCUCAUGAUUAUCCCAACUGGAGAGAAACAGACAGAGUUCGAAGUUUACAUGAGUGGGUCCGAAAUAGACAAAGAGAGCUUCAUUGCUAUGGAAUACAAAAGCGAUAACGAUGUACAUACCUUCAGAUGUAUACCAGCUCGUAAAAGUGUUCAGGAUGAAAUCUUGAAGAAUGAGAACGAAAUCAAAUUCUUGAGCGGACGCGAGACCAGUCAUUCAAUUUAUUGUAAAUUCACUGCCCAUGUUACCCACGAUAUCAAUACUAACGGUCAAUAUAACAUCCAGCUAGGAAAACUCGAAGGAGAAACAUGGAAGAUUACGGAUAGCAAACAAGUUCAACAACAACAAUCUUUCGUUGGUGGAAGAUUUGAGAAGUUUGAAAGUGAUAAGGAAGCUAUUGAAAUUGUUAAGAAAGCGGAGAAGAAGAUUAUGGAGGAUUUGCUAGCUUCUGGAACAAAGGAAGCCCGUGGAUCUGACUCUAUCAUCUCACAGUUCGAAAAAGAGUUCAGCGCUCUACUGAAGAAGAAGGCUGAAGCUGAAGAGAAAAAGAAGGCUGAAGCUGAAGAGAAGAAGAAGGCUGAAGCUGAAGCUGAGGAAAAGAAGAAGGCUGAAGCUGACGCUGAGGAAAAGAAGAAGGCUGAAGCUGAGGAAAAGAAGAAGGCUGAAGCUGAGGAAAAGAAGAAGGCUGAAGCUGAGGAGAAGAAGAAGGCUGAAGCUGAGGAGAAGAAGAAGGCUGAAGCUGAAGAAAAAAAGAAGGCUGAAGCUGAGGAAAAAGAAACUGAAGAGGAGAAUGACGACGAUGAGGAAAAAGAUAAGGCUGGUUCUGACAAAAUGAACAAAACUGAAAAAAAAACUUCUGAGGCUAAAGGAAAAUCAUCAAAAGUUGAAGAUGAAGAAGUGAACGAGGAUGAAGCUGAAGUUGAGAAGAGAGGAAAUAAGAAAGUCAUUAACAACAAGAAAGAUUCGAAGGAAAAAACUGUUAGAAGAAAAGAUGAUUCCAACGAACCUAAGAUGAGAACAUCCGAUGACGAUGAAGACGAUGAGGAGGAGGGAAACAAUGAUGAAUAUGAAGAAGAUUCAGACAAGCCACAAGUUCGUACUGAAGAAAAAGGUAAAAAGGAGAAAGAGAGAGACUUGUUCGACUCUUUGAUGAAAUCUUCACUUCCUAAGGGAGACAGUGUCUUCAUGGCACCCGAUAGCUCCGCUCUCACAUCGAUUGUCAGCGCUUGUAUGAUCACUUUGAUGGUUCUCAUGUUUUAA
This is a messenger RNA of Auanema sp. JU1783, 1542 nucleotides long. NCBI's taxonomy places the organism in Eukaryota, Metazoa, Nematoda, Chromadorea, Rhabditida, Rhabditidae. The record is from the annotation of a GenBank genome assembly.